AUGACACCCAAGUUUGAUCCUGAUGAAAUUAAUGUCAUGUUUUUAAAGUACACUGGUGGUUACACUGGUGGUGAAGUUUGUGCCACAUCAACUCUGGUUCCCAAAUUAGUCCAUUGGGGUUUGUCUCCCAAAAAAGUUGAUGAUUACAUCACCAAGGCAACGGGUGACUGGGAAGGGCUAAGAAUCACGGUGAAACUUACUAUCCAGAACAGACAGGCCCAGACUGAGGUUGUUUCUGCCUCAACCUUGAUCAUCAGUGGCCUAAAGGCACUUCCUCAGGACAGAAAGAAACAGAAAAAUGUUAAGCACAGUAGAAACAUCAGUUUUCAUGAGAUUAUCAGCAAUGCUCUACAGAUGAGGCACCAAUUCUUGGCAAGAAACCUGUCUGCAACCAUAGAAGAGAUACGUGUAACAUCCUAG
Messenger RNA from Sarcophilus harrisii (Tasmanian devil), 420 nucleotides. RefSeq names its product 60S ribosomal protein L12-like. The transcript is spliced from 2 exons. Gene Ontology annotation, biological process: translation. The record is from RefSeq and is a predicted model, not a curated record. Gene Ontology annotation, molecular function: structural constituent of ribosome; large ribosomal subunit rRNA binding. NCBI's taxonomy places the organism in Eukaryota, Metazoa, Chordata, Mammalia, Dasyuromorphia, Dasyuridae. Gene Ontology annotation, cellular component: cytosolic large ribosomal subunit; ribosome. The coding region runs from base 1 to 420 and encodes 139 amino acids.